Diorhabda sublineata is the source of this 13764-nucleotide messenger RNA. RefSeq names its product dynein beta chain, ciliary (gene Dhc93AB). Gene Ontology annotation, biological process: microtubule-based movement. Gene Ontology annotation, cellular component: dynein complex. The transcript is spliced from 50 exons. Gene Ontology annotation, molecular function: minus-end-directed microtubule motor activity; ATP binding; dynein intermediate chain binding. Bases 1 to 13443 code for a protein of 4480 amino acids. The record is from RefSeq and is a predicted model, not a curated record. Lineage: Eukaryota; Metazoa; Arthropoda; Insecta; Coleoptera; Chrysomelidae.
AUGGAUUCACUGCCUGCGCAAAUAGACAACAGGCUGGACUUUUUAGGAAACUUUGUACAAAAAACGUUGAAAUUGAAACCCGAAAAAUGGUCUCGUAUGAUGAAUACGGAAGAUCAUAAGGCAGUAGUGAAAAAAUUCCUGGAAAGACCGCAACCUGUUCUCUUGGUUAUAGUUUUGACGCAAACUGCACAACUUGUAGCUUCAAGCGGAUUCCCUUUAGCUCAAUUUAAAAAUAAAGGCGUAUUUUUUAUAAAAAAGGCUCCAGUACCAGUUUGUAAGAUCAAACCUUCAGAAACAGUGAUACCAGGAGAUCUUUCACCAAAAAUAAUAGAUCAACUAGCUUCUUUGGUAGACGAGAUUCUCGUUCCUCUUCUUUCAAACUCGCAAAAUCACUUAGGGUGGCCUGCGGUGAUAGCAGAAGACGUCCACAAGCACGUACACAGUUUAAAAAGCACAGUAUACCAAGUAAAAGGACAGGUUAACGGUCAAACUAUACUCCCGAUGCCUGUAGGAGUAGACCGAGUUUUCGAAGUAGAAAGAACUUUGAUUGAAUCUCACGGAGAAAUAUGCGACUUGUAUCUAAAAAGUUCCAUCGAAGGAGUUGUUAUAAAAUGGUCUUCGCAAAUUAACGAUGUAUUAGCAAAUGAUUCAUCAGAAAAAUGCCCUUCAGUGUUAAACCCCGUUCCGACAUUCGAAAUACAAUUUUGGUACAAGAGAUUAAAAAACCUGGAAAAUAUCUAUCAACAACUUAGAGAACCUAAAGUUAAAAGCAUGGCUGUGGUUUUGGAAAAAACUAACAGUGCUUAUUUUAGCUGCUUUAAAUUGUUAUUUAAAAAUACUGUAAUCGCUCUAUCGGAAGCUAGAGAUAUUAAUUUGUAUCUAACGCCUUUAAAAAAACAUAUACAAGUAUUAGAAGAAACUGAUUUCAGCGAGAAUUUACCACUAUUGGCACCGAUAAUGCACGUGGUUUGCUUGAUUUGGUCCAACUGUAAAUCUUUCGAUCAGACCAAAUUAGUCACAUUAUUUAAACAAAUUUGCAACUUAUUGAUACAAGAAGGUAAGAAAUUUCUGGAUCCUACUACUCUAUUCCACAGCGAUAUCGAUGAAGCGAUGCAACGAGUAAAUUAUUGUGUUAAAUCCUUGAACCACUUCAUUUCCAUUUUCAAAAAAUAUAAAAGGAAUUUACUCGUUAUUUUUCCUAAAGGUAAACAAGAACCGUGGAAUUUCCACGCGAAUUUAAUAUUCGAAAGGUUAGACGCUUUCCUCGAACGACUGAAAACGAUCCAAUGGUUUUUCAAUACGGUCCUAGAAUUUAACAAGUUGGAAAAAGUUGAAAUAGGUGGUAUAAAAGGUCGAGUUCUAAGUUCGAGAGUGACGGAGGUAUUUCAGGAAUUCCAGCAGAGUUUCAUGAUAUUUUCAGGUAAAUCUUACGAUGUAUUGGAUCCUGAUGAUCCUUCUUUCGAAGAAGAUUUCGAAAAUUUCAAACAGAAGAUAUUUGAGAUGGAUAUAAAGUUGGUGGCUAUACUUCGUCAAGCUUUCGAUGAUUGCUCUAAUUUAGACAGUAUAUUCAAACUUAUAAAUAUAGCUGGUUCAGUUCUGGAUAGACCAAUAAUAAAGAAAGAAUUUACCAAUCAAUAUGAAAAAAUUGUAGAUAUGUUGGAAGAAGAAAUUAGAGCUGUAGAGGCGAUUUUUGAUGAACAAAUGGACCUAAAACAUCGAACAGGUUAUUUUUCCAUAGACAAAUACAUGCCACCGGUUGCUGGUAUCUUAAGAUGGACUAGAAACCUAUGUUCACGUCUUAACGGGCCCCUACAUCAAUUUAGAUCCUUACAAAAUCCGAUUGUGAAGAAUGAUAGAUCUUUAGAAUUAAUAGCUAGAGCUGAACGUUUUUUCGAAAUAAUUGGGAAAUUUAAUAGAGAAACUUUUCUUUGUUGGGUACAAAUGGUACCAGAGCGAAUUGAGAAAAAUCUGAAACAAAAUUUGUUGAAAAGAGAAUCGAGAACUAAGGAUCUAUUACUGAAUUUUAGUCCUGAAUUGAGUGCUGUUUUAAGAGAAGUACAUUACUUGAAACUUAUGAACGAGCCGAAUAUACCGGAAAUAGUACUGAAACUAGCGGAGAAAAAUGAAGUUUUCCAGCAGUACAUCACAAAUUUAAAUUCAACGGUUACUUGGUACAAUAAAAUCAAAAAAACUGCCAAAGAAGUUGAAUUUAACCUUAUUGCGAACGAAGUUGCUGACAUAGAUAAAAUGGUGAAAGUUGGAGAAGAUAAUUUGAACUGGGAAUCGGAAUCUUUGUGGGAAUAUAUGAUGAAGCUGCAUCUUCUAGUUGGAAACCUACAAGAGCAUCUUCAAAAAUGCCAAACGAAUCUGAACGAAAUAAAGUGUAUAUUAGUACCUUUCGCUCGACAGCCGCUUUUCGAGAGAAAAGACGGUCGAAAGGACACUUUUCUGGCUAUAGAUGAGAAAACGGAAAAACUGGAAAGAAGAAAAAACGAUAUCAAGCUAGCAUCUGAUAGAAUUUUGCAGUUACUUGAAGAAAAUAUGAAUUUAUUCCAUAUGACUGAUAAACAAGAUAAUUUACAAUGGAUACAGUAUAUAGAUUAUAUAGAUAAUAUAAUAUCUAGUUAUCUUUAUCAAUCUGUUGGUUGUAGUCUAGGCUAUAUAAUCGAACAUAUGGAUGCCACCAACAACUUACCGCCUUUAUUUGAAUCGCAAUUGAAUUUAUUGGAACCAAACAUAGUUUUUAUACCAUCUUUAGACCCUUCCGAUCCAGAAGGGUUGAAAAAUUUGAUCAUAGGUCUGAUGAACGACAUCCUAGAAACGUCAAAUAUGAUUAACCGAUUCUCGAAAACGAAACAAAGAUCUUACAAAGAAGAAAUAGAAGAAAACGAAGAUAUAAUAGAUAUUAAGAAUGAUAUACUGUCUAACGUAGAUAAAGUUAUAGAAGAAAGCUACGAAUUUUGUGAUAAAUAUCAGAAUUAUUCUUAUAUUUGGUUGGACGAUAGACGAGAGUAUCUGCAGCAAUUUUUAACGUACGGUAGACAACUCACCAACGAAGAAUUGGAGUUUGUAGGUAUGAACGAUCCUCUAGCUCCGAAAGAAUCGCCUCCCAAAAUGGAACAAUUUCGAGAACAGAUCGAUAAUUUCGAAAAUCUUAGUAACGAAGUCGAAACAAUCGAAGAAUCAGAAAUUUUUAAUAAUUGGUUCAAAGUUGACGUAAGACCAUUCAAACAGGCAUUGUUGAACGCGCUCAGAAAAUGGGGAAACAUGUUCAAGGAGCAUCUGGUUACUAAUGUCACUACAAGUUUAUGCGAUCUAAGUAAUUUUAUAAGGUUAGCGGAUGAAGGUCUUCAACAACCAGUAGGCGAAGGAGAUUACCAAGCUUUAGUUAACGUUAUGGGUUAUUUGCUGCACGUCAAAGAAAGACAAAUAACAACCGACGAAAUGUUCGGUCCACAAAAAGAUAUAAUCGAAUUAUUAAAAUUCUACGAUCAAGAUAUUCCCGAGGAGGUGAACGUGUACCUGCAGGAGCUACCGGAGCAGUGGAACAACACGAAGAAGAUCGCCAUCACAGUGAAGCAGCAGGUGGCUCCGCUACAAGCGGCGGAAGUUACGUUCAUUAGAAGAAGAAUCUCGGAAUUUGAUAACAGGAUUGUGUAUUACAGAGAAGUUUUUAAGAAAUAUAAGUUUUUCCAAUAUAAUUGCGACCAUGUUUAUGAUAAAAUCGAUCACGUCGAUAGAGAUUUGAAAAAAUUCGAGAAGAAUAUGAAGGAUAUACAAGAAUCGGGGUUCCUUUUCGAAGUUAACGUGCCGGAAUUUAAAAUUUUGAAACAAUGCAGAAGAGAUUUGAGAUUAUUGAAGCAACUUUGGGAUUACAUCUACAUCGUUCAUACGUGCGUGGACGAUUGGAAGACUACACCAUGGAGGAAAAUAGACGUAGAAAACAUGGAUAUCGAAUGCAAGAAGUUUGCCAAAGAAGUUAAAAUGUUGGAUAAAGAAAUGCGAUCUUGGGACGCUUAUAUCGGUUUGGAGGCCACUGUUAAGAAUACUUUGACGUCACUAAAAGCGGUAGGCGAAUUACAAAAUCCGGCAAUACGUGAAAGACAUUGGGAUCAAUUAAUGACCAGUACGAAGAAUCUGGCAGCACUACCACGAGAGUUUACAACAAGGAUAGUAAUGGACCACAAUACGACCUUAGCCGACUUAUUAGAAUUAAAUUUACACGAGUGCGAAGAAGAAGUUAAGAAUAUAGUAGACAAAGCAGUAAAAGAAAUGUCAAUGGAAAAAACUUUGCGAGAAUUGAACGUCACGUGGUCGGCAAUGGAAUUCGACCAAGAAAUUCACGCAAGAACCGGUUGUACGUUACUAAGAGCUAGCGAAGAACUCAUCGAAACUUUGGAGGAAAAUCAAGUCCAACUACAAAAUUUGAUUACCUCCAAAUUCAUAGCUCACUUUUUAGAAGAAGUUUCCUCUUGGCAAAGCAAACUCGGUGUAGCUGAUCAGGUUAUCAACGUAUGGUUUGAAGUACAACGAACUUGGACGCAUUUAGAAUCGAUUUUUAUGAGUUCUGAAGACAUUAGAAAACAGCUUCCAGAAGAUUCAGAAAGAUUCGAUAGAAUAGAUACGAAUUUCAAAAAAUUAAUGAUAGAAAUGUCGAAAGUUCCUAACGUCAUAGAAUCCACGAAUAGACAAGGUCUUCUGGAGAUAUUAGAAGAACACCAAAAGAAUCUAACUUUGUGCGAAAAAGCUUUGGCUGUUUAUUUGGAAACGAAACGUUUGGCUUUCCCCAGAUUCUAUUUCGUAUCAUCCGCCGAUUUAUUAGAUAUUUUAUCGAAUGGAAAUCAACCGGAACUUGUUGCUAAACAUCUGACUAAACUAUUUGAUUCGAUAGCGAAAUUGAAUUUUGGAAGAAAUGAAAAUAAUACUAUCGAUAAGCAGAUUCAUGGUAUGAUCGCUAAAGAUGGAGAAUACGUAAAUUUCAAUACGCCCACCACUUGUAACGGACCGGUGGAGGUAUGGUUGAAUCGUAUACAAGAUAGCAUGCGGACGACCAUAAGGAUCCUAAUUGGAGAAGGGGUGCUAACUUACGAAGAGAAACCUCGAGAUCAAUGGCUAUUUGAUUUCCCUGCACAAGUUUCGUUGACUGGUACUCAAAUUUGGUGGACCACAGAAGUUAAUAUAGCGUUUUCGAGAUUGGAAGAAGGAUAUGAUAAUGCUAUAAGAGAUUAUUAUAAGAAACAAGUUUCACAAUUGAGUACAUUAAUAUCUUUAUUAUUGGGAGACUUGAGUAAACAAGAUAGACAGAAAAUCAUGACGAUAUGUACUAUAGACGUACAUUCUAGAGACGUCGUGGGAAAAUUAAUACAAUCUAAAGUCGAAAGCGCUUUAGCUUUCCAAUGGGUUUCUCAAUUACGACAUAGAUGGUGCGAGAAAUCCAAGGAAUGUUACGCCAAUAUAUGCGACGCCCAAUUCAGAUAUAGCUACGAAUAUUUAGGUAACACCCCAAGACUUGUAAUUACCCCUUUAACGGAUCGUUGCUACAUCACUUUAACCCAGUCUCUACAUUUAAUCAUGGGAGGAGGCCCUGCAGGACCUGCAGGUACUGGAAAAACAGAAACUACCAAAGACUUAGGGCGUGCUUUAGGUAUAAUGGUUUACGUGUUUAAUUGUUCUGAACAAAUGGAUUAUAAGUCAUGCGGUAAUAUUUAUAAAGGUUUAGCUCAAACUGGAGCUUGGGGUUGCUUCGAUGAAUUCAACAGAAUAUCAGUUGAGGUACUUUCCGUCGUCGCAGUUCAAGUAAAAUCAGUUUUAGACGCAAUAAAAAAUAAAAAAACGACCUUCGAUUUUAUGGGAGAUCCCAUACAAUUAGUACCAACUGUGGGUAUAUUCAUUACGAUGAAUCCUGGAUACGCUGGAAGGACUGAGUUACCUGAAAAUUUGAAAGCUCUCUUCAGACCUUGUGCUAUGGUUGUACCAGAUUUCGAGCUGAUUUGCGAAAUUAUGUUAGUUGCCGAAGGUUUCCAAGAAGCGAAGAUACUAGCGAGGAAAUUCAUCACGUUAUAUACCCUUUGUAAAGAAUUAUUAUCUAAACAAGAUCAUUAUGAUUGGGGUUUGAGAGCUAUUAAAUCAGUACUCGUUGUAGCUGGUUCGUUAAAACGUGGUGAUCCUGGUAGACCAGAAGAAGAAGUUUUGAUGAGAGCAUUACGAGAUUUCAAUAUCCCGAAGAUUGUAACGGACGACACCCCGGUUUUUAUGGGGUUGAUAGGAGAUUUAUUCCCUGCUUUGGAAGUACCUAGAAAAAGAGACGCCGAAUUUGAAAGGACAGUCAAACAAGCUGCUAUAGAUUUGAAAUUACAACCAGAAGAUAAUUUUAUAUUGAAGGUGGUGCAAUUAGAAGAGCUGUUGGAAGUUAGGCAUUCAGUAUUCAUAGUAGGCAACGCAGGUACUGGGAAAACUGAAGUAUGGAAAACUCUUUUCAAAACGUAUGCUAAUAUGAAAAGGAAACCGGUUUAUAAUGAUUUGAACCCGAAAGCUGUAACUAACGACGAGCUGUUUGGGAUCAUUAAUCCUGCUACGAGAGAAUGGAAAGAUGGUUUACUGUCCGUACUAAUGAGAGAUCAAGCAAAUGUACCCGGUGACAAUCCAAAAUGGAUCAUCCUCGAUGGCGACAUAGAUCCCAUGUGGAUCGAAUCACUGAAUACAGUAAUGGACGAUAACAAAGUAUUGACAUUAGCUAGUAAUGAACGUAUAGCUUUAACCCCAGUCAUGAGGUUAUUGUUCGAAAUAACCAACUUGAAAACAGCUACUCCUGCUACAGUUUCCCGAGCCGGUAUCCUGUAUAUAAAUCCACAGGAUCUCGGAUGGAACCCUUACGUAACAAGCUGGAUAGAAACGCGAGAAAUUCCAGCGGAAAAAUCGAAUCUAAUAAUGUUAUUCGACAAAUAUAUCCCAGCUUGUUUGGAAAACGUCAAAACUAGAUUCAAAAAAAUCAUUCCCAUAGUAGAAACUUCCCACCUUUCGAUGCUGUGUCACCUACUAGACUGCACCCUAACUCCACAAAAUACUCCAACAGAUUGUCCCAAAGAAUGGUAUGAGCUCUAUUUCGUUUUUUGUUGCGUUUGGGCUUUCGGAUCGGCGAUGUUUCAAGAGCAGGCAACCGAUUAUAGAGUGGAGUUCACGAAAUGGUGGUUAAACGAGUUUAAAACAGUGAAAUUCCCGACAGGUGGCACUAUAUUUGAUUAUUAUUUAGACCACGAAACGAAGCAGUUCGUCCCUUGGACGGAAAGCUUGGGAAAAUUUGAAUUAGACUCAGAUGUACCCUUACAGGCAGUAUUGGUACACACAGCCGAAUCAAUCCGAGUGAGGUACUUCCUAGAUCUAUUAAUGAAGCAAAAAACUCCAGUUAUGUUAGUAGGAAACGCCGGUUGUGGUAAAACAGUUUUGGUAAACGAAAAAUUAACUUCUUUAUCCGAAAAUUACGCCGUCACCAAUAUACCUUUCAAUUUUUAUACCACGUCCGAAAUGCUGCAGAAAAUAUUAGAAAAACCUUUAGAAAAGAAAGCAGGUAGAAAUUACGGACCGCCUGGUAGUAAAACCAUGAUUUAUUUCAUAGACGACAUGAAUAUGCCCGAAGUAGAUACUUAUGGUACCGUUCAACCCCAUACGUUGAUCAGACAACAUUUAGAUUACAGACAUUGGUACGACAGGAACCGUUUGACUCUUAAAGAAAUCCACAAUUGUCAAUACGUAUCGUGUAUGAAUCCGACUGCUGGUAGUUUCACUGUGAACCCAAGACUGCAGCGGCAUUUUUGCGUGUUUGCCAUAUCUUUUCCUGGCGCAGAAGCAUUAACUACGAUCUACAAAACGAUACUCAGUCAGCAUUUCGGUAAUUCCGAGCUAAAAUUUUUACCUUCGAUUAUAAAAAUGGCCGACAACGUCGUCGCGGCGACUAUAAUUUUGCAUCAUAAAGUUUCUCAAAUAUUUCUACCUACUGCUGUGAAAUUCCAUUAUAUUUUCAAUUUGAGAGAUAUUUCGAAUGUUUUUCAGGGUUUGCUUUUUAGUACGAAUGAAUGUUUGAAUCUACCGACAGAUUUGGUUCGUCUUUGGUUGCACGAAUGCCAUAGGGUAUAUGGUGAUAAACUUACUGAAGAAAAAGAUAUUGACGCUUUCUCAAAAUUACAGUUAGACGUACUCAAAAAAAACUACGAGGAGAUAGACGAGUCCAUAGUUUUGGAAAAACCUAACAUCUAUUGUCAUUUCGCUGGGGGAAUUGGGGAACCCAAAUACAUGCCGGUAAAAAAAUGGAUAAACCUAACGAAACUAUUAAACGAAGCUAUGUCGAGCUACAACGAUUUAGUAGCAGCUAUGAAUCUAGUCCUUUUCGAAGACGCCAUGAUGCAUAUAUGCAGAAUAAACCGAAUUUUAGAAUCUCCUCGAGGAAGUGCCCUAUUAGUCGGAGUAGGUGGUAGUGGUAAACAAUCUUUAUCCAGACUAGCUGCGUUCAUUUCUUCGCUAGAAGUAGCACAAAUACAAUUAAAGAAAGGAUACGGAGUAUUAGAUUUGAAAAAAGAAUUAUCCUCACUGUACUUGAAAAGCGGUUUGAAGAAUGUCGGUAUAAUGUUUUUAAUGACAGACGCUCAGGUCCCCAACGAACAGUUUCUCGUUUUAAUCAACGAUAUGUUAGCUUCUGGUGAAAUCCCGGACAUGUUUCCAGACGACGAGAUCGAAUCUAUAAUCGCCGGGGUGCGAAAUGAAGUAAAAGGCGCCGGAAUGUUAGACACUAGAGAAAACUGUUGGAAAUUUUUCAUCGAUAGAGUCCGACGACAAUUAAAAGUCGUCCUCUGUUUCUCCCCUGUAGGAUCCACACUCAGAGUAAGAGCUAGAAAGUUUCCUUCUUUGAUUAACUGCACGCAAGUCAAUUGGUUCCACGAGUGGCCGCAAGAAGCGCUAGUAUCAGUAGCUUCGAGGUUUUUACAAGACAUUGAAGUCUUACCAAUUGAAUUGCAUGAUUCAGCUGCCCGUUUCAUGGCUUACGCCCAUACUUCAGUCAACUCAAUAUCAAAAAUUUUCCUCCAGAACGAAAGAAGAUACAAUUACACCACGCCGAAAUCCUACUUAGAACAAAUUAACCUCUAUUCCAAACUGCUACGGCAAAAAUCUGAAGAGUUAAGGCUGAAAGUACAACGCUUAGAGAACGGUUUGGAUAAAUUGAAAAGCACGUCGAUUCAAGUGGACGAACUGAAGAAGAAAUUAGCGAUACAAGAGAUAGAAUUGAAAGAAAAAAACGAAGCGGCCGAUCGGUUGAUUGAAAUAGUUGGUGUAGAAACCGAAAAAGUAUCAAUAGAAAAGCAUCUAGCCGAUGAAGAAGAAGAACGCGUCGCUGUGAUAGCCGAAGAAGUUAGUAAGAAACAGAAAGAUUGCGAAGAAGAUUUAAUGAAAGCCGAACCUGCUCUACUGGCAGCACAAGAAGCUUUGAAUACAUUAAACAAAGCUAACUUAACCGAACUGAAAUCGUUCGGAUCCCCACCGGGAGCUGUUACUAAUGUUACAGCAGCUGUUAUGGUACUACUAUCUCCUGGUGGUAAGGUUCCCAAAGAUAGAAGCUGGAAAGCUGCUAAAUUGAUGAUGGCUAAAGUAGAUGCUUUCUUGGACGCGCUUAUCAACUACGAUAAAGAAAAUAUUCAUCCGGAAGUUAUAAAAGCCAUCGUACCAUAUUUGAAAGAUGCCGAAUUCGAGCCGGAAUUUGUAAGAUCUAAGUCAGCGGCUGCAGCUGGAUUAUGCGCUUGGGUUAUAAACAUAAUAAAGUUUUUUGAAGUUUUCUGCGAUGUGGAACCCAAGAGGAAAGCCUUGGCCGCCGCUAAUAUGGAACUAGCCGCCGCUCAAGAUAAACUAAACUCGAUCAAAAAAAAAGUUGCAUCUUUAGAGGAACAGUUGGCGAAACUAACUGCGGAUUUUGAAACAGCGACUAAAGAAAAAUUGUUAUGUCAACAAGAAGCCGACGCUACGAACGCAACCAUACAUCUAGCUAACCGAUUGGUCGGUGGAUUAGCCAGUGAAAAUGUCCGUUGGGCGGAGGCGGUAAACAGUUUCAUAGAAAGUGGGAAAAUGAUGCCAGGAGACGUAUUACUGACUACAGCAUUUAUAUCUUACGUUGGUUGUUUCACCAAACAAUAUCGCCUGGAUUUGAUCCACAAAAUGUGGUUACCUUUUCUCAAAAAUUUAGACCCCAAGAUACCUUUGACAGAAGACUUGGAUCCCCUCUCAUUGUUGACAGACGAUACCAUAAUAGCAAAAUGGCAAAAUGAAGGUUUGCCAAGCGAUAAAAUGUCCAUAGAAAAUGCUACAAUUUUAUCUAAUUCGGAAAGAUGGCCGCUGAUGAUUGAUCCCCAGUUACAAGGUAUAAAAUGGAUCAAACAACGCUACGGGGACGCGUUAAAAGUAAUACGACUAGGACAAAAAAGUUACUUGGACGUUAUUGAAAGAUGCAUCACGGAAGGAGCGACUGUUUUACUUGAAAAUAUCGAAGAAAAUUUAGAUCCUGUCCUGGAUACUUUACUAGGAAGAUAUCUAAUUAAAAAAGGAAAAGCUAUCAAAAUUGGUGAUAAAGAAAUCGAAUAUAAUUCAAAUUUUCAAUUAAUACUGCACACAAAGUUGGCGAAUCCUCAUUAUAAACCGGAAAUGCAGGCACAAGCGACCCUAAUUAAUUUCACGGUGACGAGAGAUGGGUUGGAAGAUCAGCUCCUGGCUGAAGUCGUCAAAGCUGAAAGACUAGAUCUUGAAGAAUUGAAGGCCGAUUUGACUAAGCAGCAAAACGAUUUUAAGAUUAGUUUGAAAAGUUUGGAGGACGAUCUGCUAUCUAGACUAUCAUCAGCCGGUGGAAAUCUUCUUGGUGAUACUACUUUAGUCGAAAAUCUGGAAACUACUAAAAGAACCGCCGCGGAAAUCGAAGAAAAAGUUGCAGAAGCUAAAAUAACUUCGGCACAGAUAGACGAAGCUAGAGAAUAUUAUAGACCAGCAGCUGCUAGAGCCAGUUUAUUGUAUUUCAUUCUAAACGAACUCAAUACCAUCAAUCCAAUUUAUCAAUUUUCUUUAAAGGCUUUCAGCGUGGUUUUCCAGAAGGCGAUUUCCAGAGCCGAUCCCGGUGAAACUGUCAACAUUAGAGUUAACAAUCUCAUAUCCUGUAUCACGUUCUCGGUGUUUCAAUAUACUACGAGGGGAUUAUUCGAAUGCGAUAAAUUGAUUUUCGCCUCUCAAAUGACGUUUCAGAUCUUACUUAUGAACGAAGAGAUAUUAGCGUCAGAUUUGGAUUUCCUUUUGAGAUUUCCAUUAAAACCACACGUUACAAGUCCAGUAGAUUUUCUUUCAAAUACUAGUUGGGGAGGUAUUUGUAGUUUGGCUACAAAAGACGAAUUCAGAAAUCUAGAUAGAGACAUCGAGAUGUCGCCAAAGCGUUGGAAAAAAUUAGUGGAAUGCGAGAGUCCUGAACGAGAAAAGUUUCCUCAAGAAUGGAAAAGCAAAACGGCAUUGCAAAGGCUUUGUAUGAUGAGGGCUUUGAGACCUGAUAGAAUGAUUUAUGCCAUGAUGGCUUUCAUAGAAGAGAAAUUAGGUGCUAAAUAUGUUGAAAAUAAAACGGUGGAAUUCGAAAAGUCCUACGAAGAAACCAGUCCUUCGACUCCUAUAUUUUUCAUUUUAUCUCCAGGUGUAAAUCCCUUAAAAGACGUUGAAAACUUGGGAGAAAAGAUGGGAUUUACAGCGGAAAAACAAAAUUUUCAUAACGUUAGUUUAGGUCAAGGACAAGAAGUUAUAGCUGAAAAUGCGAUGGAAGUUGGUGCGAAAAAUGGUCACUGGGUCGUUUUACAGAACAUCCAUCUAGUUAAAAAAUGGUUACCGGCUUUGGAAAAGAAAUUAGAACAAUACGCCGAAGGAUCGCAUCCCAAUUACCGAGUAUUUAUGAGUGCUGAACCAGCAGCUAGCGCCAGUGCACAUAUUAUACCACAGGGAAUCCUCGAAUCCUCUAUAAAAAUCACCAACGAACCACCAACAGGCAUGCAGGCCAAUAUUCACAAAGCACUUUCGAACUUCAACCAAGAAACUCUCGAACAAUGUAGCAAAGAAGCCGAAUUCAAGGUAAUUCUAUUCUCUUUGUGCUAUUUCCACGCCGUAGUCGCCGAACGACGAAAGUUUGGACCGCAAGGAUGGAAUAAAAUAUACCCUUUUAACGUUGGAGAUCUUACUAUCAGCGUUUUUGUUUUAUAUAAUUAUCUCGAAGCUAAUUCUAAAGUCCCUUGGGAAGAUUUGAGAUAUUUAUUCGGAGAAAUUAUGUACGGAGGACAUAUUACUGACGAUUGGGAUAGGAGACUGUGUAUCACUUAUUUGGAGGAACUUAUGCAACCUGAUUUGGUUGAUGGGGAAUUAAUGCUAGCGCCAGGAUUUCCAGCUCCCCCAAAUACCGAUUACGUAGGUUACCAUACCUACAUAGACGAUAUGAUGCCUUCGGAAUCUCCAUACCUCUAUGGUUUACAUCCAAAUGCAGAAAUUGGAUUUUUGACAACGACUGCGGAGAAUCUAUUCAAAACCGUGUUCGAAAUGCAACCUAGAGACGGUGGUUCUACGGGGGGUGCAACAAUAACUCGAGAAGAUAAAGUGAAGCAAAUGGUGGACGAAAUGCUGGAAAGGCUACCGGAAGAUUUUAAUAUGACGGAAAUAAUGGGAAAAGUUGAAGAAAGAACGCCUUACGUGAUAGUAGCUUUCCAAGAAUGCGAACGUAUGAAUUAUCUAACGGCGGAAAUAAAAAGAUCACUGAGAGAAUUGGAAUUAGGAAUAAAAGGAGAACUCACAAUUACUUCGGAUAUGGAGGAUUUAGAAAACGCUUUGUUUCUCGAUCAAGUACCGCCUGUGUGGGCUCUUAGAGCCUAUCCGUCAUUGCUCGGCUUAAGUUCGUGGUUUGUCGAUUUAUUAUUGAGAAUUCGAGAACUGGAAACGUGGUCUACGGAUUUCGUUCUUCCAGCUUCCGUUUGGCUUGGAGGAUUCUUUAAUCCGCAGUCUCUUCUAACGGCCAUAAUGCAAAGUACGGCUCGUAGAAAUGAAUUACCAUUGGAUAAAAUGUGUCUCCAGUGCGAUGUUACGAAAAAACAAAAAGAAGAAUUCACGAGUGCUCCGAGAGAUGGCGCUUAUAUCCACGGACUCCACAUGGAAGGUGCUAGAUGGGAUCUCCAAACAGGAAUUAUCAUAGAUUCUCGUUUGAAGGAACUCUUUCCUUCUAUGCCGGUUAUAAACGUAAGAGCGAUAACUCAAGAUAAACAAGACUUGAGAAAUAUGUACGAAUGUCCUGUAUACAAAACUAGAACACGAGGACCUACAUACGUUUGGACUUUCAACUUGAAAGUUAAAGAUAAACCGGCAAAGUGGACCUUAGCUGGCGUAGCAUUGUUAUUACAAAUUUAAUAAGUACUUAAAUAUAUUAAAAAUCACUCAAUAUUACACAAAAUAAACUAAUAUCGUCAAAUCGAUACCUUUUUUAUUUCUUAUAAUUGUAACCCAUAAAAUGUAAACGUAAUUUAUAGCAUUUCCCUCGUAAAACGAAUUAAACUUGACAAGUAUAAAAAUAGAUCAACUGAAUAUAAAAAAAGAAGAUUCUCAUAUUACUAUCUUCUACUUCAUAAUUAAUAGUGUAUUGCAAUAACUGAAUAGAAAAAGACCAUAUUAAACGAAAGAAAAAGAAUAAACUUUGUUUUACAGUCAAUUGAUUGUAAUAUUGGCAUAAAU